Messenger RNA from Chrysochloris asiatica (Cape golden mole), 1899 nucleotides. It is a transcript of the gene FAM114A1, whose product is annotated as family with sequence similarity 114, member A1. NCBI's taxonomy places the organism in Eukaryota, Metazoa, Chordata, Mammalia, Afrosoricida, Chrysochloridae. The coding region runs from base 1 to 1659 and encodes 552 amino acids. The transcript is spliced from 13 exons. The record is from RefSeq and is a predicted model, not a curated record.
AUGUCUGAUAAUGGCAGUGACUGUUUUGCCUCUGGAAACAAUGCAGAAAUUACGGAGCCAACCAAUGAUGAUUCUUUACCUGAUGAUGCAGAACUGCACUGUGAUUCAGCUACGAUUUCAAAGGAGCCAACACCAGCUGACCCCGGAGCAGAUGUGCAUGAGGAUGUAGCUGUUCAGAGUACAGUGACUCCUGACUCCAGGCACCCUGAGCAGCCUGUGGAGCUCCUCUUCAAUGGAGAAGUGACCGAAGACACACUUGCCGAGUGUGUGGAUGCCGUUAACCUUGAAGCAGAACCUGGAUCCGAAAUACCCCUGAAAGAACAGACUAAUCCGGCGGUGGAGACCCCUUUGCGUGGAGGAGCAUGGGCAGGAUGGGGCUCCUGGGGCAAAUCCCUGCUCUCCUCAGCAUCUGCUACUGUAGGUCAUGGGUUGGCAGCAGUCAAGGAAAAAGCAGGGGCUACCCUACGGAUUCAUGGUGCGAAUUCUGGUGAAGGGGUUCAAGCUGAUACUGAAAAUGAAGUCCCUCAAAUAACAGAUGCUGCCGCAGAUCAGAGCCCUGCAGAAAAUCCACCCACUUCUCCAUCAUCAGGGUCUCGGGGCGUCCUGUCAGCCAUCAGCAAUGUGGUUCAAAACACAGGGAAAAGUGUCUUGACUGGCGGUCUUGAUGCUUUGGAGUUCAUUGGCAAGAAAACCAUGAAUGUCCUUGCAGAAAGUGACCCAGGAUUUAGGCGGACCAAGACACUCAUGGAGAGAACAGUUUCCUUGUCUCAGAUGUUAAGGGAAGCAAAAGAGAAGGAGAAGCAGAGGCUGGCACAGCAGCUCACAGCAGAAAGGACUGCACACUAUGGCAUGUUGUUUGAUGAGUAUCAAGGCUUGUCACAUCUGGAAGCCCUGGAAAUCCUGUCCAAUGAAAGUGAAAGCCAGGUGCAGUCAUUUUUAGCAUCAUUUGAUGGAGAGAAGCUGGAAAUCUUAAAAAAUGACCUAAUUUCCAUCAAAGACAUCUUUGCUGCCAAUGAAUUAGAGAAUGAAGAGAAUCAAGAACAAGGCUUAGAAGAAAAAGGAGAAGAAUUCGCUAGCAUGCUUACAGAACUUCUCUUUGAAAUACAUGUCGCGGCCACACCUGACAAACUCAAUAAGGCCAUGAAAAAAGCUAAUGACUGGGUGGAAGAAGAUCCAGCCGUGGUGUCAGUAGAUAUGUCAAAAGAGUCAGAGGAGGAGACUAAGGAAGAAGAGAAGGCUGAACACGCUGAAGAAGACACAAAGGAAGAAAGGAAAGGGAAGAGUAUAGAGGAUGUAUACAUGCUGUGCAUUGAAAGUCUGGCAGAAGUAACCGCGCGCUGUAUCGAGCAGCUUCAUAAAGUAGCAGAAUUAAUUCUUCAUGGACAAGAAGAGGAAAAACCUGCUCAGGACCAAGCAAAAGUUCUGAUAAAAUUAACUACUGCAAUGUGCAGUGAAGUGGCUUCCUUAUCAAAGAAGUUUAUGAAUUCUUUAACCACUAUUGGGAGCAACAAGAAGGCCGAGGUUCUUAACCCCAUGAUCAGUAGUGUGUUGUUAGAGGGCUGUAACAGCACAACGUACAUACAGGACGCCUUCCAGCUGCUGCUGCCGAUUCUGCAGGUUUCUCAUAUCCAGACCAGUUGUUCCAAAGCAGAGCCGUGACCACGCCUCACUCCACCUGGUUAAAGGAAACGGCAGGCCACGUAGCUUCGAUGAAUGCCAUUGAAGGCAAUGUUUUUUAAGCAUCUGGCCAGAGGCCCCUUUGAGGACACUACAAGCAAUUUUGCACAGAUAAUGUUGAGAGUAGGUUCAAAAUGAGUUACCAUAUCUUUUAACAUAUGUGGUUAUUUUCCCCAGUAAUUAUGUUUUCUUCAUGUUAAUUUAAACUUAAGCUUGUAUUGA